UUACUGAAGUCAUUGCUGCAGUACCAGUCUUUGACAGAAGGAGAUAUGCUACCAACACCUAGCUCUAGCACUCAUCCACCUGUUCCUCCUGCAGCUUCAACCUCAGGGGCUUCAGGCCUGUCUGGGGGGCAUAGCCUGACCUCAGUGGUGUCAACAGGGGAAGAGGGAUCUCUUAAAAAACCCAAGAAGGAAAGGAAAGAGCGAGGCAAGGAAAAUGGAAAAGAGGAAUUUCCAAAGAAGACGACUAAGAAGAGAAAGCUAGCAGACGGGUCUCGCAAGCUGGUGCAGCCCAUCCAUCUGGACUCAUCUGGGCGUCCUGUCUUUCCCAUCGUAUUGGGAGGAUUAACCGUCUACAGCCUGGGAGAGAUCAUCACAGACAGAAUGCUUUUCCAUGAUGAGUGUGCCAUUUACCCGGUGGGCUUCUGCAGCACUCGAGUCUUUGCCAGCAUGAAAAACCCCGACCAGCAGUGCCUCUACACCUGCCAAAUCAAGGAUAGUGGAGCAGGUCCACAGUUUGAGAUUGUGCCUGAAGAAGAUCCUCAGAAUGCCAUCGUGGCCACCUCGGCCCUCACAUGCCACUCCAAUUUACUGAAGGUCAUCGCGUCGGUCAGUUCCAAGUCUGUGGUGCCCAUCAUGCCCUCAGGAGCUGAUUUCUUCGGCUUCUCACACCCAACCAUCCAGAAUCUCAUCCAGAGUUGUCCUGGAGCACGCAAAUGUAGCAACUACCGAUGGAUACGUUUUGAGGUGUGCCGCCCCGGUGAUGGCCAGGUUCCUCACAGGCUCUCGGAGGACGAUGCCUCCGUCAACUUCGAGGCUUACCAGAGACACCAGGGCUUUGAAGAGAGCAUCAAGACGGAGCACAUAACAGGACAGGCACCGCAGUCCCCUAGCUCCUCUCACCAGCACCACCUGACCUCCCCCACCAUCAACAUGAAGCCCUCUACCUCCUAUUUCAGCUCCUGAUCCUGGAGGGCAAGGUCGGUCACACAUGGACGCAAUCCUUGGAAAAAGUAGUUGUUAUUUACAAAGCUAAUAUUGUUUUUUCCUCCCUUUUCCUUUAUGGUUCAAACAUGUAGGAAACCGAGGCAUUCAGGAACUCAAGCCUUUGUUAUUUAUUGUUUUUCAUCUUCGAGCUCGUUCCAGACAGCUGGGAACUUUACUGGGGAUGUGUGCUAGCAUAGUUGAUGCUUAUUUCUGUGUCAUGUCAUUUUUUCAAUAAUUUCCAGAAUGAACAUUUAAGACAAGUUGUGUGCUUAAAGUGCUAAUAAUAAUAAUUAACCCACCAUAGCUGUUAUGGCAAUUUCAUUUUUGUUUGUAAAGUUACAUUCAAAAUAAACACACUUUUUUUUUUUACUUAUUGGGACAUCUGCUGAAUAAAAAAAGUAUACAAGGUUUGGUAAAUGGCACACUGUUGCAUAAAUAUAUAACUGUUGGUACCCGAAAUUAAUUUGCAAUUACAAUUUUGUUUUCCAGUUAGUAGAUUAUUUUUCUACUGUCUCUGUUUUACUGUAAUAUAAAAACAAUGGCUUUGAAUGCAACACACACACACAGUUGUUUAUUUCACAUGUAUUUGUUCAAACAUUUCGUCAUAACGACUGAUUUGUGUUGUACACUUCAGAGUUUUGUUCAAAUAAAACCUUUGUCAUGUGUUUCUACCUA
Notothenia coriiceps (black rockcod) is the source of this 1659-nucleotide messenger RNA. It is a transcript of the gene fyrd1, whose product is annotated as transforming growth factor beta regulator 1. Bases 46 to 963 code for a protein of 305 amino acids. The record is from RefSeq and is a predicted model, not a curated record. Gene Ontology annotation, biological process: regulation of cell cycle. NCBI's taxonomy places the organism in Eukaryota, Metazoa, Chordata, Actinopteri, Perciformes, Nototheniidae. The transcript has 7 exons. Gene Ontology annotation, cellular component: nucleus.